This is a messenger RNA of Colletotrichum graminicola M1.001, 939 nucleotides long. RefSeq lists its product as uncharacterized. NCBI's taxonomy places the organism in Eukaryota, Fungi, Ascomycota, Sordariomycetes, Glomerellales, Glomerellaceae. Bases 1 to 939 code for a protein of 312 amino acids. Gene Ontology annotation, cellular component: preribosome, small subunit precursor; nucleolus. The record is from RefSeq and is a predicted model, not a curated record. Gene Ontology annotation, biological process: maturation of SSU-rRNA from tricistronic rRNA transcript (SSU-rRNA, 5.8S rRNA, LSU-rRNA). The transcript is spliced from 2 exons.
AUGGGCACAAAACGAGUGCACUCCGAAGUGGACUCAGAAGGCGCGCAGCCGGAUGAUCAGCGCAGCAACUCCCCGGGCUCAGAAGACGGUCAACACGACCACAAAAGAUUUAAGGCCACCCGGAAGAAGCACAAGGCAAAGGAGGGCACGACCAGUUGGAACAAGACCCGCGCGAGAGCCAUCCGGAGACUACUGCAGAGCGGCAAGGAGCUUCCAGCUACGAAGCGCAAUGAGCUGGAGCAGGAGCUCGAGGCGUUGCAGGAGAAGGUCGAGGAGCACGACUUCAGAAAGAGGCGGAGCCACAUGAUCCAGAAGUACCACAUGGUUCGGUUCUUUGAACGGAAAAAGGCAGAGAGACUCCUCAAGCAGCUCUGCAAGAAGCUCCAGCAGACCGAAGACCCUGAAGAGAAGAAGCGCCUCGAAGCCGAGGCCCACGUCGCCGAGGUCGACGUCGCCUACGCCCGCUUCUUUCCCCUGAUGGAACGCUACGAGAGCCUGUAUCCCAACAAGGACAAGAAGGGCGAGGACGGAGAACAGGCUCAGGAGGGCGGGGACGAGGACAAGCCCGAAGCUGACGCGAAGCCAUUCAAGCAGCCCAAGGCCCUGCGGGCCCUUCACGCCGAGCGGCCAAAGAUGUGGGCCACCGUCGAGAAGAUACUACCGGAGGGCGAGGCGGCGCUGUACAGACUGCGCGACCGCAAGUCGGCGGCGGACGCGGCCCCGCACCAGAGGCAGCCCCUGCCACAGCGGACGCAGCGGCCGGUGCGGGCAAGGGAGGAGGAUCCGUGGUUGGCGCGGUCGAAGAAGACGUGGAGCGACGCGAAGGCGAAGGCGAAGGAUCCCAAACAGCCGAUGAACAGGAGGGAGCGCAGGGCGCAGGAGCGGAAGGCCCCGAUAAAGGCGGACGAGGAGGACGACGGCACGGGCUUCUUCGAAUGA